Oxyura jamaicensis (ruddy duck) is the source of this 10534-nucleotide messenger RNA. It is a transcript of the gene PLEKHG4, whose product is annotated as pleckstrin homology and RhoGEF domain containing G4. The transcript is spliced from 22 exons. Gene Ontology annotation, molecular function: guanyl-nucleotide exchange factor activity. The record is from RefSeq and is a predicted model, not a curated record. Bases 732 to 6959 code for a protein of 2075 amino acids. Lineage: Eukaryota; Metazoa; Chordata; Aves; Anseriformes; Anatidae.
CGAGGUCUCCACAUCUCGCCUGAUACCAAUGCAGUUUGUUGCCGCUGCCUGAAGCGGUCACUGCCUCUCUUGUUUUCCUUCCAGAAGUUACAAAAACAGUACUUCUCGGUGCUCUUUGCUGUUUCUCAGCGUUUUUGCCUAACCCGUAGCGCUUCCCUUCGAUCUGGCAGAGCGGAAAAACCUCCGUGAACUUAGAGAAAAGCAAAGCCAAGAGGAGGGAGGGGGGCAUUUUUGCUGGAAGAAACCUCCCCACGACGCUGGAGAUCUUCUUGGGAUGUCUGCGGUGGGCUUGUUCUCCUCCAGCAGCUUCUCAGACCUGCCGGGGCGAAAGCAUCUCCCUGCCACGGAGCAUCCUCGCUGAGCAGCGCGGUGAAGGACGCGGGGAGCGGCGAUGCCGUAAGGAGCAGCCCGCGAGCGUCCGCUGGCUCUGCCCGUGUCCCUGAGGUCCCCGUGGGGCUGGGGAACGCGGCACCCUGCGGUAUGUCCCUCCACCGCCGAGCGCUGGGGUUGGCUGUCAGAGAAACCUUCGAGGUCCCCUGCUCGGUAGUGUCAUGAGUUAGAUUAGUUGGAGCUGUGCUGGGGGCGGCGAGGGCUUGGAUUACAGUCCGGGACUCAAAGUGCUUCGGUAGUUCACGUCGGGAGGCGAGAGGAGACGCCCCGUCGCACACAUGGAGGAAAACGAGAAAAAACGCCGCUUUUGGAAGUGAGGGGGGAUAAAGGAGGCCGGGAAGAUGGACUCGGAGUCGCUGGACGGCUGCAUUCAGAGUACGUUAUCGGCGCUCUACCCUCCGUUCGAGGCUACCGCAGCCACUGUUCUGUGCCAAGUUUUUGAUGUGGUGGAGAAGACGUACCGUGGGGAUGGACUGCGCUACCUCAUAGACUUCCUGAUUCCAGCCAAGCACAUCCUGCAGUGCAUUCAGCAGGAUGCCUGUGUUCAGUACUGUGGCUUGCUGUUUCGCCAUGAGGGCUGGCCCCUGUGCGUUCACGAGAAGAUUGUAGUCCAGCUGGCUUCCAUUGACUGGCGAAUCUUGAGGCCUGGUGACUUCUACCUGCAGGUGGUUCCCUAUCUGAAGAAGUCUCCGCGGAUUGUACUGAAAUGUUUGGCGAAGGACAAGCAUAAUGUAGAAGAAGUUGUGAUUCCAGAAGUCUCCUAUACCUCUAUUUUCACUCUGGAAUGGUUGAGUACUAUCAAUGGAGAGCGGAUGGGUAUAGCACUGGAAAAUUGUUUACUAACCACUGACGAUAAGAUAUUUCGUGUUCCCUGGGAUAAUGUGGUUAAUCCUGAAUUUAUAAAUAAACCAAAAGUAAUUGAAAAUAAUAUCAUCACUCCAGAAAUAGCGGAGGAACCUUCAGCUUUGUGCCUUCCCAUGGACCAUGCUGAGUGCAGCUCAGCAGACCUAGCACCUCAGUAUCUACAGGAACCAAAUCCAACUAGAGACAAACUGGUUAGCAGCCCAGCUCCACAGUUAAGUGAAACUCUUGUCAAUGGUGUGUGUACAGAUCCUGUGCCUGAAGAGGACUUGAAAAGUGACAUUGAAGGGGAGUACGUUGAGCUUGCAGAAGUUUCACUGCCCUGCUUUGGGCCACAGACAGACUCUUUAACCCAGGCAGUGUCUUUAAGUUACCUGACUCAGCCCAGGACACGAGUGAAUGCGUCUAAAGGCAAGCACAAGUUUAUUGUCAUUCAGGACAGCACCUACUCCAAGAACCUAAUUCAGCCAGCACUUAUGCAAAAGGAGCGCUGUCAGAUGGACACUCUGAGGACUUCUGCAGAAGUUCUCAAAAAUGUAAUUCCUUCGGAAAGCAACAGGAUGAUGGCCCGUGAGGAACUGUCUCCAGAAGGUCAGCUGGUGUCAGGUGGUGCUGGAAGCAUGGGGAACAGCUCUCCUGCGGCUGCGUCUCCUGCCUGCGGUGCAGAAGAUUCCUCCCCUGGAGAGCAGGAGACCUGCAGCGAACACUCGAUCGAUUGGCGAUACGCACUGUGCAGCUACAGUGACGCGUGCGCUGGAGAUGGUGCCAGCUGUAAAGCACAGAUGACUGGUUCUGCUGGAAAUAUGCAAGUGGAAGGCGAUGGUUCUAGCAGAAAUCCUGGUGUUGAGGUGUUGGAGCAGAGCCCAGAGACAAAUCUAGAUGCUGCUGCUGAACGGGGGAUUCAGAAGGGGCAUGGAGAACCACUGGCAGAGAGUCAAAGUGAGGUGACACAGAUGGAUCCCUCUCCUGUGCCUGUCCCGGGGCCUUUGGGACCACACUGCACGCUGAAGGAAGAUCCUGGUGUUUCUUGCCAGAGUGUUGGUGAAAGCAUUGCACAGGUCCAGGCCGCUGCGUUGCCUGUUGUGCCUGAGAGUUCGGAUGUAGGUGUGGAGAGAGGCUCUCCUUCAGGGAACGUGACAGAUGGAGCAGCAGACCGUGCUUGCUGCGGUGAUCAGGAAGAGAAUACGAGUUCUCCGUUAAAUCCUCCAGAACAGAUAAACCAAGGAGAAGCAGAUGAAGUAGAGCUGGGAAGAAGAGAAGGCCCCGAGGAAGUCAAAGAGAUUGAACAAACACUGGCUGUAAAUGGGAAUCGUAAGAAAGGUGAAGAAGCCGUGCUACUCCCAGCUGCUCUGUCAGCAGAGAGUGAGGAGAUGGCAGGGCAGCUGGAUACCAGUGACCCUUCGAUGGGUCUUGACGCAGAAGCAGAAGGCUCAAGUCAGUUCAAAACCCUCAGGUCUGGAGAGAGGCAUGAGGAACGACAAAGACGGGCAGAAAACCAAGGCCAUGGAAGUGAAGCGAGCUCUUUGCUGAACCCAGAGUGCGUUGCAGCACAGGACUUGCAGGGAGGGGAGGAGAACCAGGGAAGUUUUAGUGAUGGGGAAAAGUCAAAGACUGGAGCCUUAAAAACACUGGAAUCCAUUAAGGAGGAGCUGGAGGUUGGACCACCGUCCUCGGGGCCUGCUGAGGGGAACCCCGAGCCCACUGCUCUGCACUCCUCCCAAGAGGCAGUUUCUGGAGCGUCAUCUCCUAAAGGUACAGCAGGGAUGGUGUUGGAAGGGACGGAGACGGUAAAAGAAGCGACUGGCACGGCCGUGUCGAAGCCAGCGGGUAAGGUCUGCGCCCCGGAGGAAACCUCAACAGCUGCUGUUCCCCCCAAAUCCCCGGCUUCUGGGGCUGCCUGGGGUGGCCGGCCUGCACCUUCCAUAGUCAAGGAUGUGAACCCAGAAGUGCUGAGGAGCGGAGUUGCCUGCCUGCCAGGUACCAGAGAUAAAUCGGGACGUGCGGUGGCAAUAAUAACGACGAGGAACACGGUCUGGUUAAACCCCCACUGCAACACCACGGAGCUUGUACGCCUCCUCCUGUACUUGCACAGCAUCCCAAGACCCGAGUGUCAGGCUUUGGGUCUGACUGUUCUGGUGGAUGCUCGUCGCUGCUCACCGGUUCCUGCGCUCUUCAAGGCAUUCAGCAUCUUGCAGGACAUGGAUCCUCAUUGUAUUCAUGGAGUACUGCUUCUGGUCGAAAGAGAUCUGACUUUUCGGGUGGAGAAGCCGGCAGCAGGACAGUUUGAGAUUCUCACCUCCAUGAAAUCCCUUCAUAAGCACAUAGACAGCUCCCAGCUGCCUCUAGAACUGGAUGGGACCUUCCCUUAUUGCCACCGGGACUGGUUGAGCUUCCGCAUGAAACUGGAACACUUGCUGCAAGGAUGCCAAGGGGCUUGUGCCUUCCUCCAGGGAGCCAUCCACAAAGUGGAAUCUGGAAAACUACCGGAAAGAGCUGAGGAGGCAGCUGUGCUGCUGAGGAAUUACAGGCAGUUGAUGAAGAACGUUCUGGAAGACGCACGGCUGGUCCGGCUGCAGCUGGAGGGUGGAGCACUCCUGGCCAGGCUGAGGAAGGAGGAAUCGUGUGUCACCCUCACCCAUGACUACAGGGACGCGCUGGAUGCUGCUGCCGUGCUUUAUAAUCGAGUUGAUGAGGGCGUUCACCGACUGGUGAUGCUGUCAAACAAACGCAUCCAGGAGCUGGAGCUGGUGAUGGAGUUCGAGAAAGUGGAAGAAUGUUUUAAGGAGGUCAGCAGUUGGAUCGAGAACGUUGGCAGGAAAAGGCUAAAGGAGAUGAUCAACCUGGACGAUUCUUUGGAGAUGCUGCUUCAAGCACAGAAGCAGUUCAGGGAGUUUGAUCUUGUUGCCAGCGAAUACUGCAGAAGGGGGCAGGAAGCACUAAAGAAGAUGGAUCGGUGGGAAGACUUCUCCUCUGUGGAUGUGCAUUCUUACCGAGUGAAGCUGCAGACCUACAGAGAUCAGCUGGAGGAGUUCUGCACUCAGCUGGAUGAAAGCAGGCAUCGAGUCUGCGAGACAGUCAGGCUGUACGAAUUCUUUGACAAGGCGUACGAGUGGGCCUUGGAAGGGAUGCGACACCUCGCCUGCAUCAGCAUGGAGGACUGCAGCUCCGCCGAGCACUGCGCGGGUGUCAUCAAGUGCCUGGAGAGCUACAAGGGGCAGCACCCGGACAUCAGCGAUGCCCGCUUCCAGGAGAUGAAGGAGCUGGCCUGCGAGCUGAAGAGUGACAAGGGACUCAAGCAGUGGAAGUUCGCGUGGUCCAAGUGCCAGGAGACCAAGCUGGUUUUCGAAAAGAAACUGGAAGCAGCCUUGAGAACCAGGAGGUCGCUGCUGGCAGACCGCAAACCAGCCGCGGGGGAGCAGGCGCGGGCCGGCAGCGAGGCGGGCAGCCUGUGCCACCGGAGGCACUCGGAGGGGGCCACCCCCGGGCCGCACUGGGACAGGACUUGCAGCACAUCCCAUGGCUACGGCAGGCCCGGCCGCUCCCCGGGCUGGACUAAGGAGAAAAUCCCCUCGCCCACCCUGAGCUGCCCUGGCGAUUUCGGUGCUGGGGACGAAUUUGCCUGCCAAGCUGCUCUCGGUGCCGGGCCCCACUCCGGCCGAGUUUCUUUUGGGAGCGGGGCCGCCAAGUCGCCGAAACUGCCCGAGGAAAAGUCAAACCUGGAGAGCAUAUUGGAAACCCUGGAGGUGAAGCCGUCCUGCGCCUCCACUCCAGCCUCUGGGAAGCCGCCUCCCAGGAGGAUGCUCCGCAAGGCCCAGAGCUUCGACCUGCCCUGCGGUGAGAGCCUGUGGUCGGGCUGCCAGAGGACGCUGAGCGAGCCGGCCAGGUACGGCAACACCGGCGUCUUUAUUAAGGGGCUGGAGGUGAGCAGCACGGAGCUGGUGGACAGGACGUUCGCGCUGCGGCAGGGCGCUCACAGCUGGGCUGCGGACUGCCUGCUGGAGGGACAGAGGGGCUGCGGCUCCGCCACCGAAGCCAAGAGCUGGGGCAGCAAGCUGCGGCACAUCAUCGACGAGAUGGUGACCACGGAGCGGGAGUACGUGAGGUCGCUGUGCUACAUCAUCGACAGCUACUUCCCCGAGAUGGAGCGCCUCGACCUCCCCCAGGACCUGCGUGGGAAGCGCAGCGUCAUUUUUGGGAACCUGGAGAAACUCUACGACUUCCACAGCCAGUACUUCCUGCGGGAGCUCGAGAGCUGCUGCAACCACCCGCUGCGCGUCAGCCACUGCUUCCUGCGGCACAAAGACCAGUUUGGGAUGUACGCCUUGUACAGCAAGAACAAGCCGAAGUCAGACUCGCUGCUGGCCAGCCACGGGAACACCUUCUUCAAGUUCAAGCAGGUGCAGCUGGGGGAUAAGAUGGACCUGGCCUCCUACCUGCUGAAACCCAUCCAGCGCAUGAGCAAAUACGCCCUGCUCCUGAAGGACCUGAUCAAGGAGUGCAGCGAGGCGCAAGAGCAGGAGCUGGGCUACCUCCGAGCGGCUGAGGAGAUGGUGAAGUUUCAGCUCCGGCACGGAAACGACCUGCUGGCCAUGGACGCCAUCCGUGACUGUGACGUGAACCUGAAGGAGCAGGGGCAGCUGGUGCGGCAGGACGAGUUCACCAUCUGGCUGGGCCGCAGGAAGUGCCAGCGACACGUCUUCCUCUUUGAGGACCUGAUCCUGUUCAGCAAGCCCAAGAGGAUCGAGGGUGGCUUUGAUGUGUAUAUCUACAAGCGCUCCUUCAAGACAGCAGACAUCGGUCUGACGGAGAACUCCGGAGACAGCGGGCUGCGCUUCGAGAUCUGGUUCCGAAGGCGGAAGUCGAGCGACACCUACAUCCUCCAGGCCAGCUCAGCCGAGACCAAGCAGGCUUGGACCAGCGACAUUGCCAAGAUCCUGUGGCAGCAGGCAGCCCGCAAUAAAGGUGUGAUUCCUUCCCAGGGCGUCUGUGCCGCAAAAGAAAUCCGCAUGCAGGAGAUGGUCUCCAUGGGUGUGGGCAACAAGCCGUUCCUGGAUAUCAAACCCAGCGAGGCAGCUAUCAAUGACCGUGCUAUCGAUUACAUCAUGAAAGGCAGAGGCGCCAGGACCAGAGCAUCAAUCGCAGUGUCUCUGUUUGACCAUUCCAACCCGUACAAGAGGACGCAGGCGCAGCUCUCUGCUGGCAGCACCGCUGCUGCGUACGGCCCUUCCUCCUCCUCCCUUCUGGGGCCCCUCAACCUGCACAUGUACCUGGACCAGGCUCUGCUGCCAGGCGUCCUGGCCCCCAGGCGCCCCUUCGACAUUGGUGCCUGCAUCGAGGAAGACGAGCUGGAGCACGAGACGAGCAGCCAGCCGUCACUGACAACAGAGAGCUCCGAGUCAUCGCACUGCAUGUCAGGCAGCGGCUCCAGUGGCUCCGACAGUGGCUGUGUCUCCAGCAUCCCACAAGAAAGCUUCUGUGAAGACAUGGGUUCACCCACCUACAUGCCCCUAGGCUCACAACACAGCUCUGCGAUGGAGGAGAAACCCCGGUUCACAAACAGCCAGUACAUUUCCGCAGUAAGUGCAAGCAGCCAAAAUGCUCUCUUCACUCUGCCUGUUACUACCACUGCCUCCUCGGUUCAAGCCACUGCCUCUCACGUGGGGACUGAAGAUGCUGCUUUGGGGCUAGGAGUCGCUGUGGGGAAGUGAUGUUUCUUCUCGCAGAGACUCGCCUCUUCGGGGGCAGGCCAAAGCCCCUGUGUUGUGAGAGCCUCCCCUUCGUGACCAGGAUCCCUGAGGACUGGAAAGGACCUGCAGGGCUGGAGGCUGCAUCGGGAGGGGAUGCUGUGCACACAGGAGCUUUCAUGCUGCCAUGGGCUGGGGUACACGCUUAACCUCCUGGGGACGAGCGGAUGGAGCUCUGCCGCGGAUGCUGCUAAGCUCCUUCCUGGGGAGGCUUGGACCUUUUGUGGGGAGCAAUGAGAUGGAACGAAGGGAGGAACGGGAGCCUGUUGCUCUCAGAUGUCAUUUGUUUCUCUUACGUUCCUGAGGGUUCUCAGCCAUUUCCCUUCCCACUAGCUCGUGUCCUGAUGCUGUUGUCCUCUAACCCUGUACUAAUGCUGGCUUCUCUCCUCUGCAGAAAGCAGGCCAGGUCACCAUAAGUCCCUCGACAAUAGUGUGAUCCCCUCUGCACACGUAUACGGCCUAAGGAAGUGGAGUUGUUGUAAGUAGCCCCUGAAGGGGAUUUUCCAGCAGCUCUGAGUGCUGGUCAGGCUCGUCGGUAGCUCUGAGUCAGGACCUCACCCCCGCUUCUCUAUGAGAAGUCUCCCACACGCAUUCCUGACCGGUGUCAGUGGCUCUGAUCUGGUUAGAGACAACCAACUCCCACAGCCAGAGCCAUCGCCUUAAAUAACAGGUCGGCUGCCUCCCUGGUUUGGAGGAGAAGAAACUAAACAAGCAAAAAUGAUUUUCAGGUAGUAGAGGCUUGAGCACCACCUAGGCCAUGUGUCAGUGUUCAGAUGAGCUUCUUUGCUCUGAAUGCUACCCGGCUGUCUAACCACUAAUCUGUUUCUUGUGGCUAUUUGCUGAAAUCCUGCUGUUUGUUAGUCCCUCGGAGCUGCCGUGGGGAAUCCAUGGUAUUCUCCCCAAGCUGGAUUUAUUCCACAGUUUCCUUUGAACCUCCCAAGGAGUCUGUACACAUCACCAAACAAAGGAACCUGCUAGGUUAUGGUCAGGAAGUCCUGAGGGAGCUGCCAGCUGUUGCUCCUGUGCUUGUGGAGGAAGUACUUACUUCUGGAGGUUGGCCAGAAGGUCCAGAAGAUGUCUGAGGAAGCUCGCUGGUGAUCUGUCUGAGGAGAGAUGAGCCCUGACAAGGCAGGCAGCCAAGCGGGGUGGCAGGCCCUUGCAAAGGCGUACUAUGCCUCACGCACACCAGCCUGCGUCCGGCUCAGCUUUUGCUUCUUUCCUCACCAAAGGAUUCCGGUCCCUAGGACUGGGCUCCCUUUUUGCAGGGAACAGAGGGCUGUGAGUGUGAGGCAGACAGGGCUGGGGCUUGGAUGGAUGGUCAGGGCACAGGCCCAUAGAUAGGGUGAAGGGCCUUGGCUUGUGAUCUGCAGGUGGAGGUUGUACUGAGCUAAACAGACCCGGCAGCCAUGGAUCAAAUUUGGGAUCCUGAGCUCCUCCUUGGGACGGGUCACAGACAGGGCCUUCUGAAGUGGUCACAGUUGCAGGGGGUUUGCUGCCCGACUGCUGCUCUGGCAGCAGCCUUUGGGCGAGUCCUGAGCCAGAGGCAGCCUUUAGCCUGGGGAAGCGCCUCGUUCCUCCUGAGAGGCUCUGCUAGUAAAGCGUUCUUCCACCAAAAUGCAGCUCUGACAGACCGUGGUUUUGAAGUAUUUUGCAAAACCACUGCUGGCCAGGACAGAGGGACCUGCAGAUCCUGCCGUGUCGUGGCAGUGCAGCCAGUCUAACCCAUUGCACGCUGCUGUGUUCCAGGUUUGAUUGCCAUUUCAAACUCACUGAAGACCCCAGGCCUCUGACCAGCAGAAGGAGACAGUCUUCAUCCAUGAAGAUUCUUUUACACAUAAUCAGGCUCUUUCAGACAGUCCAAAACCUGACCUCUGGCUGGGGGAAAAGUCCCGAGAAGGUUUCUGUCAGCUACACUUAAUAGCUUUGGUGUUGGAUGGGACCUUGGGCGUUCAAAAUUUGUUAGCCCUAUAUUUAUGAGUAAUAAGUAACAUAGCUGUUUGAAAAAAAUGUAUUAUUUUUAAGGCUAUGUGCUGUACAGAUUUUUUUUUUUUUGUUACAAGUGACUCUGUUACUGUUUGUUCUCUAAGCUGCACAUUUUAUAAAGUUUUUGGAAGGGCAAGAAGAGAAACCAAGGUAUUUAAGAAAAGUAGCGUAACUUCCUGUUUCAGGGUUAUAUUGACCUGGAGCUCAAGAUUAACGUCCUUCCUUAUGUUCUAAAUAUGUCUAUCAUAGCAAUAAUUUAUUUUCUUGGCUUAACACUUCUGUUUUAAUAAAAGCAAUUUCAUUGUUACAGUGAAUUGUUUCUUCACAUGAUUCUCCCAGUGCCUCAGUGCUGAGCUUCUCUCUGUCUUAACCAUCUCCCGGCUCUUGCUGACUCUCCGGUCUCCCUGUGCGAUUGCUGCGCUAACCAGCUGCCAGCUCAGCCCCUGUUCUCAGGCGUGAACUCAGGAGCGUUCCUCAGGAGAGGGGCCGGGUCCCCUGGUGGCAGCAUGUGGAGGCUUCCCUGCUGCUGGCGGGGAGGCCAAGGCAGCGCAGGGAGCAUAGCAGGUGGGUGAGGAGGACACAGCUCGCCUGCUCCAAGAUCCUCUCCUCCUGGUUUGUGCCACUCAGCCCCCAGUCAGACUCCAGCCACAUGAGGCGUGAGUGACAAAGUUCAGCCUGCAGCGUGCCCUGUCCCAGGGGCCAGGCUGUGCCCCAGGGUUUGGGGUGAUGGGGCCUGGCCGCUUGCUUUGCUGCUGACCCAGCCCCUCUCCAGGUACUUACUCGUGGUCCAUUCAGCGUUGGUUGAGGAGGUUUGGGUGGUGGUGGUGGCAUCUGAGACCAACAGCUUCGGAGUAUUUAGGUUUACCUUAAAUGCAUUUUGUCUUAAGCAGCACGGCGUAACUGCAGGACAAAUGUGUGCUGUGUCCCAAAGCUCCCUGUUCAUGCCGAGUAACAGCAAAGCUCCCUGCGGGGCUGUGCUGCUGUCUUGGUGUUCUUGGAGGAAAGUUGAAGAUCAGCGUUUUUUUGGAAGCUGCAGUUACUUACUGCCAAGCUCCUGCUUAAUGAAGUGCUGUAAAUCAGCAUCCCCCAGCCAUGAGAGAAGCGGUGUCACAUGUGGCCUAUAUGGAGCAGUUUCGCCCGUAGCUGCUGCUGGGGUGGAGAAGCUGCUCGGCCCCCACCGUGCAUUGCUGUAGUCUCAGAUGUAAACCUUCAUAGCCACGUGAGUUACCCUCCGCGUAUGAACUAUGCUCAUUCAAGGCUGGGAAUUCCUGUACUGUACAUAAAACACUUGUUUAAUAAGCUGAAUGUUUUUAAAAACUUGUUCUUUUUUUAGACAGCAGAUAGAACACAGUUGACACCUUUGUACAAAAUUGUGUGGGAAACAGUUGCACAGGGAAGAUUUGAGAAGUUACUAUUUUAAAAUAAGUUAAUGCAAGAUUUUGGGCUGUCAAGACAGUAAUAGCUCAUGUCACGAGAGGGAAAGAAUUUACGAAUGUGACAAAAGGAACAUGAAAUUUUCUGGAUUUCUCAAAAGGUUUUUACAUUGCUGGAAAAAA